UUUAUGUAUAAAUAUGGUGAUGUCUUCGUCUCCAAGUGUAAAUCAUUCACCACAGAGAAAGAAGGAGAAGAAGAAGAAGAAGAAGACAUGGAUUGGUUCUUAUGGCUUUCAAGAACAGCUUUACAUCCUGCUCUGGUCUACGAGUACGGCCUUGCCCUAGCCCAUAACCAGCUUGAGCGAGAAGACAUCCGCUAUUUCAACCACGAAUUUCUUCAGAGUAUCGGAAUCUCCAUUGCCAAGCACCGUCUCGAGAUCCUCAAGCUCGCUCGCAAGGACACCGCACUUCGUCCUCGUCCGAUCACUCGCCUUCUUCUCGCUGUUAAGAGUACCAAGCGCCGUUUUGCUAAUCUAAUUCGUAGUUUCACUUGUCGGGAUCAAGACGACUCCAAAGCCCUAGUUCUUGUUCCCAAAUCGACUUACGUGGCUUUUCCGGUCCGAUUCUGUACGGUCUCCGGCCGGAGGAGAGGAAGAAGAAGAAGCAGAAUGGUCACUGGAGGAAUGGCGUCCAGGAGAUCAGUGGAUGCUGCUGUGCAUGGGAAUUGGGAAUGCUUCACUGUUUCUUUCUCAGUGGUGGGUGGGUGUAGCAGAAGACAAUCUUUAGGAACAAGAAGGGUGUGAUGAUUCUCCCUUUACCUUGUUUAUUUCUCUGUUUCUUGAGUAUCAUUCGUUCGUUCAUGCCUUUGGCUCUCUGUUCUAACAGGCUCAAUGAAUGGGAUGUUGAUUUGUUGAGUAGA
This is a messenger RNA of Cucurbita maxima (winter squash), 734 nucleotides long. RefSeq lists its product as uncharacterized. The record is from RefSeq and is a predicted model, not a curated record. The coding region runs from base 4 to 618 and encodes 204 amino acids. Lineage: Eukaryota; Viridiplantae; Streptophyta; Magnoliopsida; Cucurbitales; Cucurbitaceae. The transcript is spliced from 3 exons.